AUGGGCUUCCAUUUCAACCCAAACAUGUUCAACACCAUUCGAUGGUCCGUCUGGGGCCAGCAGAUUUGGGCCCUUGUGGGUGCCGUUGCUGCACUUACUACGAUGGCGAUCCUCCUCGGCAAAUUCAAUAACCGGCCUGUUUUCAACCAGAUGGGAAUUACGCUCAAUGCCAUUAUCUCUAUACUCUCGGUCACAGUCAAAGCUGCAGUGGCUUGCAUUCUCUCGGAAUGUAUGGCUCAAUGGAAGUGGAUUCUCUAUGGUCGAGAAGACCGGGUCUUGAUUGAUUUCGACCGACUUGAUGGCGCUGCACGUGGUCCGCUCGGUAGCUUGAGAGUUCUAUUGAGAACCAAGAGAGCGCACGUUGCCCAGUUCGGCGCUGUUUUGACGCUUGUUGCCGUCGCCCUUGAUCCGUUCGCCCAGCAACUCCUUCGACUUCGAGAGGAUGUCACGUACCGGAAAUCGACGAAUGACUCCUUGGCACUUAUAUCAAGUGCCUAUACAUAUACUCUGGGCAUUGCAAAUAUCGAGGAGGUGUAUUUUAACAAUGGCACUUUUGACUUGGUCCGCAAUACAAGUACGACCAAGACAUCCCGGUUUUGGAAUGUGACGACCAGCAUACAGCCGUCAAUGGAGGGAGCGAUCAUGAGUGCCUUCUACAAGUCACCAGAGGAACUACGAAGAGAGACGCUGUUCCAGUGCUCGUCGGGCAACUGCACCUUUGAGCCAUUUGUUACCGUGGGCAUAUGCCAUAGAUGCAAAGACGUCACGUCUGAUCUCAGGGAGAUGCCUGGCAGCUAUGACGAGCUUCUGAACACAAUAAUCGAGUAUCGGACAUCCAAUAGUCCUGGCAUCAAAGUAGGCGGUCCCGGAUUUUAUGCGACCGGGUACAGUCUUCCCAACGGUCAUUUUAUCGCCAAUACCGACGGCUGUCGUCCCUACCAAAACAUCAAAUGUAGGAGCAAGUCAUAUGCUACCACUUCUUUCGGCACGGGAAAUCCAAACAAGACAGUCGCCAUGAAGGAUAUCGACACUCUACUGUGGUCCCUGAGUAUCAUUUACGCAGACAUCAGUGCCCUUAAGGCGGCCAAGGCUCUGUAUUCUACCAACGAAUCACCUGAGGUAACCUGGCCAACUGUGCCUUUAAAGGCCUUAGAGUGUGCUCUCUACUAUUGCGGCAAAUUCGUCAAUUCAACAGUCCUCAAGGGGCGCUUGAAAGAAAACAUCACGGACGUUGCCGGAAAGAGAGAUAAACACUCAUGGGCCUCAUCCAAUCAGUUCAUCGACGACAGCAGUGACUUAUUGCCAGAAUAUCGCGCACCCCCGGACGAAAUUCGAAGUCUCGAAUUUCACAAGUUAUGGUCCGUGGCCAGAUACCAACCUCUCACAAUCAUUUUGAACUCUAAGGAACAAGUCACGAUUCAGGCAAAUUCCAUCAAAUCCAUCGGUGCCUACAUCCAAGGCCUGUUUCGUUGGGAGCCCUGGUUCAAUAACACCAAGGUCCGCACUGAGCUAAGCCGUCUUCCGGGUAUGGAAAAUGCGGUUGGCUUCAAUGGCGCUUCCUUUGGUCCGGUCAAGGAUCUCCUUGCGAUUGCUCAGCCCCCGGCCCUGAAUAAACUGGUGUCAACGAGCCGGUCCGACUUUGCUGGGAUCGCCAGAGUCUUUGAGUCGAUGGCUAUGAGUAUGACGAAUGAAAUCCGGCGAACUAACCAGGAGGCUGACAUCGCCCAUAAUGGAAUGGACACCAUGAAAGGAAAAGGGCUGGUAGGCAGCACGGUUGUGUUGUACGAGGUUAAGUGGCCGUGGAUAGCGCUCCAUGUCGCCAUCUUAGUGCUGGCCUGCACGUUGCUGUUGGUAACGAUCAUUGAAUCUAAAAGCAGCGCUGCCGUGCCGUUGUGGAAGAGUAGUUCAUUGGCCGCCCUUCGCCAUGGGCACGAUAUCGGCGGGUUGUUCAAUGACUCUGACAAGUCUGUAGCCGGUAUGGAAAACACGGCUAGAAAGACGUAUAUGAGUGGACGCCAGAUUGACGUCGAGGGGACCAAGCAUUCGGGCGAACAGUAUGCGGGCCUUGUUGAAAGUAGGAGAGCCUCGCAGACGUAUUUGGAUGAUGAAGGCAUGGACUCGUCGACAACAGAUAUUGCGUGUGCAGAAAGACAGCUGGGUAACUCUCUCACACCACCGUCACCAGAACGAGAGCCAAAGCUGGCACCGAGAGCACAGUCCCAUACAUUUUAG
Colletotrichum gloeosporioides is the source of this 2232-nucleotide messenger RNA. RefSeq lists its product as uncharacterized. The transcript has 2 exons. The record is from RefSeq and is a predicted model, not a curated record. Bases 1 to 2232 code for a protein of 743 amino acids. Lineage: Eukaryota; Fungi; Ascomycota; Sordariomycetes; Glomerellales; Glomerellaceae.